AUGGGAUCAAGCCCUUCAUCCUACGCUCCCAAGGCCAUCUACCUGGAUGUGGAUGGCAAAGUACAGAAGGUGUUGUUUAGUCGUCACUGCAGUCCGUGUGACAUUAAAGAGCUUUUGUGCUCUUCUUCCAACAUCUCGAGGACCACAGCUAUAAUGUUGGUGAACCCUGAGGGAGCUCUGGUGUCCAUUGAUUCAACCAUGCCCACCAACACACUCAAUUCCCCAUAUAAAGUUGUUCCUUUAUCCAGCAGUCAGCUGGGAGAGAAAGAAGACAUGUUUCAGAACGUGUUAUCGCAGGUGGCAGAACAGUUCAGCAGGGCUUUCAAGAUCAAUGAACUAAAAACUGAAGUCACCAACAGGCUGGCUAUGUUGGAGAAGAGAGUGGAGUUGGAGGGUCUGAAGGUUGUGGAGAUUGAAAAGUGUAAGAACGACUUGAAGAAGCUAAGAGAUGAGAUGACUUCCCACGGAGGAGGAAGAGUGAAUUGUCCUUGUAAGUAUAACUUCCCAGAUGAUGGAAAGAAAUUAACUCCUAGACGUGAUGUGCCCAGCUAUCCAAAGUACACACUCUCUCAGGAAACUAUUGAAGCUCUAAAGAAGCCAACCUUUGAUGUCUGGCACUGGGAGCAUAAUGAAAUGCUCAGUUGCUUGGAAUACAUGUACCAUGAUUUAGGCUUGGUGAAGGAGUUCAACAUGAACCCCAUUACUCUCAAACGUUGGCUGCUUGCUAUUCAAGAAAAUUACCGUAGCAACCCUUUCCAUAACUUCCGGCACUGCUUCUGCGUGAGCCAGAUGAUGUAUGGCAUGAUUCACCUCUGCAAUCUUCAGGAAAAGCUCACAUUGUCAGACUUGGGCAUUUUAAUGACUGCUGCGGUAUGUCACGACUUGGACCAUCCUGGCUACAAUAACACAUACCAGAUAAAUGCACGCACUGAGCUAGCUGUACGUUACAAUGACAUCUCUCCUCUGGAGAACCACCACUGUGCUGUGGCAUUUCAGAUCCUCUCUUUGCCUGAGUGUAACAUCUUUGCCAACGUGGACUCUGAAGCUUUUAAACAUAUCCGUCAGGCAAUCAUCACACUGAUUUUGGCUACUGACAUGGCCAGGCAUGGAGAGAUCCUGGAUUCUUUCAAGCACAAAGUGGACAAUUUUGAUUUCACCAACGAGGAACAUGUCACUUGUCUGAAGAUGGUCCUGAUCAAAUGCUGUGACAUUUCCAAUGAAGUCAGGCCCACAGAAGUUGCAGAGCCAUGGGUAGACUGUCUUCUGGAGGAGUACUUCAUGCAGAGUGACAGAGAGAAGUCGGAGGGUCUACCUGUCGCUCCAUUUAUGGACAGGGACAAAGUGACCAAGCCCACUGCUCAGAUUGGCUUUAUUAAAUUUGUCCUCAUCCCUAUGUUCGAAACAGUAAUGAAGUUGUUCCCCCAGAUCGAGGAGAUCAUGGUUCAACCACUGAGAGACUCGCGAGAUCAUUACGAGGAGCUCAAGCAGAUUGAUGAUGCCAUGACUGAGGCGCAGAAGAAAAAAACUGAAAAUAUGUCAUUAGGAGGAAAGAAGAAAUAAGCAUUGGGGCGAGCUCAGUGAUACUGUGGUUCUUGCUUUCUGGCUCGCUUCCACAGAGCGCCC
Messenger RNA from Clarias gariepinus (North African catfish), 1623 nucleotides. RefSeq names its product phosphodiesterase 9ac (gene pde9ac). The transcript has 19 exons. Gene Ontology annotation, molecular function: 3',5'-cyclic-GMP phosphodiesterase activity. NCBI's taxonomy places the organism in Eukaryota, Metazoa, Chordata, Actinopteri, Siluriformes, Clariidae. The coding region runs from base 1 to 1560 and encodes 519 amino acids. The record is from RefSeq and is a predicted model, not a curated record. Gene Ontology annotation, biological process: cGMP catabolic process.